Oikopleura dioica is the source of this 1497-nucleotide messenger RNA. The record is from the annotation of a GenBank genome assembly. NCBI's taxonomy places the organism in Eukaryota, Metazoa, Chordata, Appendicularia, Copelata, Oikopleuridae.
AUGCUGGACGCAUUGCUGAUCGCAAGAGGAGCAAAAAAGCUCGCCCCAGAAGUCGGGAAAGCGAUUUCUAAGAAAAUUGCCCCUUCAAAAUGCCCGUUAGAAAUUCAGCCAGAGAAAAUUCAAGCUAUCGCUGGACCGUUUCUGAAAUCUUACUCUGCUCAAGGAAGCUACACUGAUUUGUACUUCGACAUCCGAAAAAAGGAUCUUCUCAAAGCCCAAAAGUCCAAAUCCGAACGAAUCCGAAACAAAGUCGAAGCUCGAAAAUCCGCUCUUCAAUCUGAGGCCCGCCAGAGACACGUUCCUUCAGGUCGUCUUGAAAGAUCUGUCGCUUUCGGAGCAGGAGCAAUAGGCCUCGCCGCAAACGUUCUCAAAAAUCGAAUCACCUCUCAGGAGCCAGCUAGCGAUCCGAUUCUACGAACACUUGGGCUGACGGAAAAUGAUGUUUCUGAGCUUGUCGGCUUGCUUUGCAAAAUGCGCGGAGCAGCGUUGAAGCUUGGACAGUUUUUGUCGAUUCAAGAUGAUAAUUUUAUUUCGCCAGAAUUACAGAAAAUCGCCUCUCUCGAACUACCCGGCUGGGAAACCCGCUUUGCCGAAUUCGAUCUUCAACCCUUUGCUGCCGCUUCUAUUGGCCAAGUUCAUCGAGCCAAGACUUUGGACGGAAAAGAUGUUGCCGUCAAGGUCCAAUACCCCGGAGUAGCUCAAUCGUUUAAUUCUGACAUUGAUAACUUGGUGAUGGUGCUGAGGCCAUUCAUGGCGCGUUUGCCCGAGCAGUUGUUUUUACCGAAGAUCAUAGAUUUUGCGAGAAGAGAGCUGACGAGAGAAUGCGAUUACGAAAGAGAACUUCAAGCGAAUCUUAGAAUGAAAGAAUACUUCAAGGAUGAUGAAGAAUUCUUCGUCCCAUCCGUCUACCCCGAAUUAUCAAGCGCCGCAGUCCUGACAUCUGAUUUCGUCGAAGGGGAAGUGAUAGAUCGACUAGACAUCGAUGCCCUCCCACAAGAAGAACGCGACUUUGUCGGCAAAUCGCUCCUGAAACUUUGUAUGAAUGAAGUUUUUGUUCAUCGAUUCAUGCAGACGGAUCCGAACUUUGCUAACUUCUUGUACCAGCCAGGGUCCUUCAAGCUAAAUCUUAUCGACAUGGGAGCGUGUGUUGACUAUCCAGCUAAAUUUACAACGCCGUAUAUGCAACUUGUUUAUGGAGCACCAAAAAUGAAAGACGCUCAUGUUGAUUCCGUCAUGAUUGUUGGCGAACCUUACCAGCCCGAUCCUUACGAUUUCCAUCAAAACGACAUGACCGCAAAGAUCGCUGAAAAAGUGCCGACAAUGUUCGCCGAGCGCCUCACCCCGCCGCCAGAAGAAACUUACACUCUUCACCGAAAACUCUCCGGCGCUUUCUUAAUGUGUGGGAAAAUUAAAGCCAAAGUAUCCUGUAGAAAUGACUUUAUCGAAACUCUUAGUAGGGCGGGUUAUCCCGACCUUGCAGCUAGCCUAAAAGAAUAA